AUGGCAGCAGUUCUGAGGCACAGAGGUGAAGCCAUGCCAGUUCAAAUAAAAAAGUUAGAAGAAAAUGAUAUUUCCGUAACUAAAAAACCAUCUCCAUUAAGCUGAGUAAGUUAUCUUGUAAUUGCUUCCAUGGCUAUUGGAAUCAAGAGCUGGCAGCCUCUAGCCAUAGCUUCCGCCAAACAAGAGGAUGGGUCCUACAACUUCAGCAAAGGCACGAUGGUUCUGAUGUGUGAAAUCACAAAGCUUCUUAUAUGUAUCCCUAUAUUUCUCUAUUCUUAUUACACUACUGGGGCAUAUUUUGCUCUGAUUUUUUUAUUGCCCCAAGCUGCCCAGGAAUUUUACAACAGAUAUUUAACAGUUUUUUUCUAGCAAAAAUUAUAGCUAUCAAAAAUUUUGGUAAAUUUCCACAAAAAAUCUAUGCGAUUUGAAAAGAUCAGAGUGAUGGCAUGCAGCCACUACUACGGACCCUUCCAAAAGAUUUGCGAUGAUGAAUUUAUCAUUUCAAGAUUCACUGACUCCCCCCCCCCCUCCGUGAGUGAACAAAAAAAUUUUGUUCACUCACGGAGGGGGGUUAAUUUUUUUUUUUUAAAAAAAAUUAUAUAUAAAUUUUCUAAAAAAUUUUUUUUUUUGAAAUUUAAAAAAAAAUCCUAAUUUGCAAAAAUUUGAAAAGCAAAUAUUAAUUUAAUUUAUUAAAUUUAUGUUUUAAAAUGCAAUUCAUUUAAAAUUAAACAGAAUUAGCUCUAGAUUUCAUUAUAUUAAUUAUCAUUUAUAUAUCAAAAUUUUUUUCCAUAAAAAAUUUUUGUAUUAAAAAAAUUUUUGUUCACUCACGGAGGGUGGGUUUUUGGGCAAAAAAUGGCGAUUUUUCUAAUGGUUUUGUUCACUCACGGAGGGGGGGGGAGUGAGGUAUAUGAUCCCUGCAAUUCUCUAUGGAGCUUCAAACACACUUGUAUAUUUUGGGCUGAGCUAUAUAAACCCAGCGCUAUUCCAUGUGCUCGGAAAUAUUAGGAUCAUAACUGCAGGGAUCUUGUAUAGGAUUAUUAUGAAGCAAAAACAGACUGAUUUGCAGUGGCUAGCUUUAAUGUUUUUGACAAUAGGAGCAAUUUUAGCGUCCCCUGAUGCGUCGAAGUCUGAUCUGCUAGGGGAAUCUUCCAAAGCUUUACUUGGUCUCUUUUUUAUCACAACAAUGUGCUUGAUCAGCACAUCUUCAAGUAUUUACACAGAAUUAUUUUUCAAAAAAGGCCAAGAUAUCAGCAUUUGGUACCAAAACUUAGUUUUAUAUAUGUAUGGGAUUUUUGUGAACGGAUUUUAUUUAUUAUUUACAGAGCAUGAGUCACUUAACGCCAAUGGCUUCUUUUAUGGGUGGGACUGGUCUGCCAUACACGUGCUAGUAGCCCAAUCCUUGAUGGGGGUGAUUUUAUCUUUUGUGUUUAAAUAUUUAGGGAACUUUUGUGUAAUUAAAAUAUAAGUUCUUCUUAUUAUUUUUUUGAUUAUAAUUUUUUUUAGAUAUUUUUAAUUGAAUCUAGGGAACAUUGUUUAUGUGAUUUCACUCACAGUUUCUAUGGUAAUAACUGCAGUUUUUAGUAUCAUAUUUUUCGAAUUUCAGUGCACCUUGACCUUUAUCUGUGCAGUUAUGGUGGUCACUGGGGCAAUCUACCUAUACUAUAGGAUGAAAAUCCUUGAUCACUACAAAAUAGACGAGAGAAACUUCAGCUUUUAA
Molecule: messenger RNA, 1717 nt
Organism: Blepharisma stoltei
Lineage: Eukaryota; Ciliophora; Heterotrichea; Heterotrichida; Blepharismidae
Source: the annotation of a GenBank genome assembly